Messenger RNA from Stylonychia lemnae, 3306 nucleotides. Lineage: Eukaryota; Ciliophora; Spirotrichea; Sporadotrichida; Oxytrichidae. The record is from the annotation of a GenBank genome assembly.
AUGUAAAUUGAUAACUAAGACCUUCAGGAAACACUCCUCUCAAAGGAACAGUUCCCACUCAAUAAGCUUUAACUCAAAUCCAUAUUUGAUUGUUACUGCUAGCGAUAAGAGAAGCAGGAUGGACAGGAAGACUCAAAAGAUUAAGAGAAGGCUAGAUAAUUGAGUAAACUCAAUGAAUUCGGAGGCACAAAAUCAAUCAUUGCUGCACUUAAAACUGACUAAUUCGUAUGCCUAACCAUUAAUGAAUCAUUGAUUGACUUAUUAAUAGAAUGGUUUGAAUUCAAGGGAUGUGAAGGACUUGUAAAGUAGGAAAGAUAGAUUAUUGAACAAUUUGAGGAUGAAAUAUUGAGAUUGCUACUUAUUGCUGCUACAGUGUCUCUAGGUAUUGGCAUUUGGAAGGAAGGUCUAGCCAAGGGAUGGUAUGAAGGAGUCACUAUAUAUCUGGCUAUCCUCAUUAUCGUAUCAAUCACAGCCACAAAUGAUUAUAUGAAAGAUAAGCAAUUUAGGAAACUCAAUGAUGUCAGAAAGGAGCACUUUGUUCUGGUCAGGCGCAAUAAUCAUACAUAAUCCAUUUCAACAUUCUAAUUGGUUGUUGGUGAUAUUGUUGAACUCAAGUAAGGAGAUGUCGUCCCUGCUGAUUGUAUACUGAUAGAGGGAGAUGAUAUGAUGACUGAUGAAAGUAGCAUUACUGGUGAAAGUGAACAUAUCAAGAAAUAUGCACAAAAUGGCACAUUUGACAAGCCAGGUCCAGCCAAAAAGCUUCCCAACCCAUUCCUUUUGAAUGAUUCCUUAGUUGUCUUAGGUAAAGGAUUAGCAGUAGUAUGCGCUGUGGGAGUCAAUACAUAAACAGGAGAGGUCGAGGAAAAGUUAUUCUAAGAUGAUGAGGAAGGAACUCCACUGCAGUAGAAACUUGAAAGAGUAGCGAAUUUCAUUGGUAAAGUAGGCAUGUAUGUCGCCCUAGCCACAUUUGUUGCUAUGACUAUCAAUUUAAUUCUUUCAAGACUGCUUUCAAACUAACCAAUACUUGAUAUCGUUGUGACUAAAGGAGUAGUGAAUGCAAUUAUUGUAGCUAUCACUAUUAUAGUUGUAGCAGUCCCAGAAGGUUUGCCUUUAGCAGUGACAAUAAGUUUAGCUUACUCUGUUAAUCAAAUGAGAAAAGAAAAUAAUUUGGUCAGAAGACUAGAAGCAGCAGAGACUAUGGGAGGCGCUAAUGAGAUCUUGACUGAUAAGACAGGCACUCUUACCUAAAACAAAAUGUCAGUCAUAUAAGUAUACACUGAGGGUUCCAUUCAUGGCUCAAUUGAAAGUGUUUCUCUCAAUACUUAGGAGCUUAUUCUUAGAUCAUGUGCUUUAAACUCAAAUUCACAUCUUAUCAUCGACGAUAAAACCUAUUAGGAAAAGCGUGUCGGCAAUCAAACUGAAUGUGCCCUACUAGACUUUGUCAACAAAUCUCUUAUCAAACUAAGCAAACCUGAGUAAGGCUAUGAAUCUAUUAAGUCCUAGAAUAAAGUUAUCAAGAUGUACCCUUUCAACAGUACCACAAAGAAAAUGACUGUAGUUGUAGAAACUGAACAUCAAAAGAAAGUUAGAAUAUUUACCAAGGGAGCUUCUGAAAAUAUACUUGAAGACUGCAUCAAAGUUAUUGAAAACGGUGGAGAAAUAAAGCCAUUAGACCUGUAAAUGAAGAGCAACAUCAAGAAUGAGGUUAUCAAGAGAAUGGCUCAGAGUGCUUUGAGAACUAUUGCAAUGGGUUAUAAGGACAUGGACUAUUCUGACUUUAUAAUUCUGAGGGACAGACUAGAGGAAAAAUUAGACUAGGAGUAGAGUUAAGAGGAUGAAGAAUUGAAUCAUGAGAAUGAUGAUGUGCUAGAUUCAUCAGAGAAAAUAUCACUAGAUAGAGAUUUGACUAUGAUUGGAAUAUUUGGAAUAAGAGAUAUCAUAAGACCAUAGAUUAAAGAGGCAGUUUUAAGAUGCCAAUAGGCUUAAGUAACUGUAAGAAUGGUAACUGGAGAUAACUAAGACACUGCUGUUGCUAUUGCCAAAGAAGUAGGAAUUCUUCCAUUUGACAACGACUCUGAGAAAUACGCUCCUUCAAGGUUUAGAGUAAUGACUGGCGUUGAUUUUAGAAAGCAUUGCGGUGGUUUAAGAAAAGAUGAAAUCGAUGGAGAGGAAAAGGAAGUUAUUAGUGAUAUCCAUGCAUUCAGAGAAAUAGUAAAGGAGCUCAGAGUUCUGGCUAGAUCUACUCCUAUGGAUAAAUAUAUACUCUGCCUUGGCUUGAAGUAACUUGGAAAUGUAGUGGCAGUCACUGGAGACGGCACCAAUGAUGCUGCUGCUCUUAAGAAAGCUGAUGUUGGGUUCGCUAUGGGUAUUGCUGGUACUGAAGUAGCUAAAGAAGCAGCAGACAUCAUUCUUUUGGACGAUAACUUUGGAUCACUAGUGACCUCCAUCAAAUGGGGUAGAAACGUCUAUGAUAGCAUUAGAAAGUUCCUGCAGUUCCAGCUCACUGCUAAUUUAGUUGCUAUGUUUAUGGCUCUUGUUGGAGGUAUAUUCUUAGGAGACUCUCCAAUGAACUCAAUCUAGAUGCUCUGGGUUAAUCUUAUUAUGGAUACCUUUGCAGCCUUAGCACUUGCAACUGAACCACCUAAGCCUGAUAUAAUAAAGGGCAAACCCUACCCAAAGAACGACAGCAUUGUGACUCCUAUAAUGUGGAGGAACGUUCUAGGUUAGUCCUUCUUCCAAAUCUCAGUUCUUACCCUAUUCUUAUUCAGAGGGGAGUACAUUUUAGGCACUCAGACUAAAUCCCCUGACGAAGAGUGGAACUAUCAGAACGGACUUCAAAACACCAUAAUCUUCAACACAUUCAUCUUCAUGCAGGUGUUUAAUGAGAUCAACUGCAGAAAGAUUCAAGCCUCAGAUUUCAAUGUCUUUGCCAGCUUCUUCAACAACCCAAUGUUCUUCUUAAUUAUGAUCAUCACGGUGGCUGUCCAGAUUCUCCUAGUCUAGUACGGAGGCGAGGCUGUCAAAUGUGUCCCUCUAAGUGUAGAAUAGCAUGUAUUCUGUACCGUUAUUGGCUCAUUGUCCCUAAUAGUAGGAUUCUUUGUUAAGUUCUUGCCCCUUGAAAUGUUUGAGAUAUUCCAACUUAACGAGGAGCCACUUAAGACUGAAUAGGAAAGAGAUCAGGCUUUCAAGAGUUCACUUAGAAAGUCAAGAAGUAUCUACAGAAUGUCAUCUAAAAAUCUCAAUGCCUCUAGAGAGAGCAGAAAGGGCAAGACUAAUAACAAAAAACUCAGCUCUAAAAAUCUUUGA